Pichia kudriavzevii is the source of this 645-nucleotide messenger RNA. RefSeq lists its product as uncharacterized. Bases 1 to 645 code for a protein of 214 amino acids. Gene Ontology annotation, biological process: protein folding; protein peptidyl-prolyl isomerization. Gene Ontology annotation, molecular function: peptidyl-prolyl cis-trans isomerase activity. NCBI's taxonomy places the organism in Eukaryota, Fungi, Ascomycota, Pichiomycetes, Pichiales, Pichiaceae. The record is from RefSeq and is a predicted model, not a curated record. The transcript has a single exon. Gene Ontology annotation, cellular component: endoplasmic reticulum; fungal-type vacuole.
AUGAUGAAAUUACUUGCAUCUGUCUUUGCCAUUAUAGCUGCAUUCUUCCUUUUGAUUUCCCAAUCAAAUGCCUCCGGUGAAUUAGCAGAAUUACCUGAAAUCACCCACAAAGUUUAUUUCGACAUCACCAAAGGCGACGAACCACUAGGCAGAGUUGUUAUUGGUUUGUUUGGCGACGUUGUCCCAAAGACCGUUGAAAACUUCUACAAGCUCUCGAUCUCAGACGACCCAAAAUUUGGUUACAAGGGCUCUUCUUUCCAUAGGGUGAUCAAGAACUUUAUGAUUCAAGGUGGUGAUUUCACCAACCAUAACGGUACCGGUGGUAAGUCGAUCUAUGGCUCAAAGUUCCCUGAUGAAAACUUUAAACUAAAGCAUGAUAGACCGGGCAUGCUUUCAAUGGCCAAUGCAGGCAAGAACACCAAUGGUUCUCAAUUCUUCAUUACCACCGUCAAAACUCCAUGGUUGGAUGGCAGACAUGUUGUCUUUGGUACUGUUGUUGAAGGUUUUGACGUUGUCCAAGCCAUUGAAAACUCAAAGACCGGUUACGGGGACAAGCCAAAGGAACCAAUUGUCAUUGCAGAUUGUGGUGCAAUCGAAGACAUUGCUGAGCACGAAACUGAACCAAAAGCUAAAGACGAACUAUAA